UACGCCCACGCUUCCGCAUCCUCCACGAUGCCUCGUCAUCGUACACCCAGGGCGCGUAUUAGCAAGAUUCGUAUCGCUGCAGCGCGCGUCCGCAGACAGAGAAACGACGUCUCAGUGCCCGCGUGAAGCAGCUUCGCCUCCAAGCUCAGGUAUGGAGAGAGGCGUCCACAUCGUACACCCAAGGCGCAUGUUAGCGAGAUUAGUAUCACUGCGUUUGUACACAGGAAAAGCAAUUGUCUGAUCGCACUUCCCGCGUGAAAAAACUUCCACUCCAAGCUAGAGGGAGAGAGAGAGAGAAAGAGGGAUCCUCAAUCAUCGAAAUCUCCUAUCUGUCUCUCUGUCAUUUUGUAGACGAUUUGCUGGAGGAAUCGGAGACCGGAGAAAUCUCGAUCGUCUUUUGAAUUCCUUCUCAUCUGAGUCGGUAAUUAGGGUUUUCUAUUCUGAAUUUCAGUUCUUUUUUCCUGUUUCCAUGUUUUUGCAAAUGUAGGUUAUUUAUUUAUUUAUUUUUUAAAUCCUAGUAAGAUGGAUUAGAUGGCAUUUUCGUAAAUUGAAGUUGGAGUUUUCUACGAUUUUUUGGGGGAAUUGGUUUAUUAACGACUGGAUUUUCGUAAAAUGGAGUGAUUUUUGUGUUGAUGGAUAUAGAUUUUUGCCAUCUUUUGAUUGAAAUUUGUCAAAUAUUAUUAUUUUGAAUGUUCGAGAUUUUAGGAAGACGUUUGUUACCUCUUUCUAGGCUGAUUCAACACUCUGAUGUGCCACCCGAUUAGACCUAAAACCUCAAAAUUACAUGGUAUGGCCCAACUGAGUUUUGUAAUACUGUGAUUUUUGGGUAAUUCUUUCAUCCUGAUGAGGGAUAACAGAUGAAUGGUUUGGAUGGCAUAUGAACAUCAUGGUGGGCCCUACACUUCUAAUGAUGGACGUCCCAUCCCAACUGUUUCCUAUGAUGUGACCUAUCUGAGUUUUGAAUUAUCGGGAUUUUUGGGUUCAAUGGUUAACAUGAGGCAGCAUACUUGAUGGAUGAGGUGGAUCUCAUGAAAAUGCGGGUCUCGGUUUGCAGAAUUAACCCCAGAGGGCCUUUUUAUGUUUGAGAGUGAAGAGCGCGAAGAAACAAAGCUGAGACUUGAGAAAGGGACUUCAUUAUUAUCUUCGCCUUUAAGGUUUCAAUUUGCAGUAGAAAUAAAUGGGGUCUUUGGGGACUGUAAACGAGUCAAAGGAGUUGAUUGUUACCCAGGUCAGUUUCGGCGGAUUCGAUAAUCAGGUCACUGCAAAGGAGCUCACAGAUUUCUUAGAGCGCGAAAUUGGGCUGGUUUGGAGGUGCAGACUAAAGACUUCUUGGACUCCACCUGAGUCCUACCCGAAUUAUGAUGUCACUGACAUCUCCAACAUCCGAAGGAAUGAUGAUUAUGAUAGGGUUGAGCCUCAUGCCUUCGUGCAUUUUGCCUCUCCCUCAGCGGCAACCCGGGCGUCUGAUGCUGCUGGCCGUUGUGAGCUCAACCUGAAGGGCCGUUUUCUCAAGGUGAAUUGUGGGAGCGAGAGUUCUUUCCGAGUUAACCGGAGGCGGAUAAUGGACCCUUUUAAAUUCUCUGAUGUUCGUGCUGAGAUUGGGGCUCUGUUUAGCAGGGAUGAGUUCUGGGUUGGUUGGAAGGGACCUGAUUCUGGUGUUGAUUUCCUAGUUGAUCCCUUCGAUGGCACCUGCAAGAUCCUUUUCACUAAGGAGACUGCUUUCUCAUUGAAGUCCACAAAAAAACACUCGGUGAUUAAAUGCGAUUUCAAGGUGGAGUUCCUGGUGAGAGAGAUUGCUGAGAUUAAACUGUACAAGGAUAGAGCAGCAUUGUUGAUGCUCUUACAGCUGACUUCAUCUCCUUGUGUUUAUUAUAGAACAGCAGAUGACAACAUCUAUGUCUCUGUUCCAUUUAAUCUGUUAGAUGAUGAGGAUCCAUGGAUCAGGACCACAGAUUUCACCUCCAGCAGAGCCAUUGGAAGGUGUAAUUCUUUCAAAAUCUCUAUAUCGCCUCGCUUUGGAGCUAAGCUGGAGAAGGCCCUGUCAUAUCUAAGGGAACGGAGGAUUUCUGAAUACCAGUCUAAGGGUCCACUCACAGUCCGGGAUGAGCCUGAAUUUGGUGCACCUAUGCCCGAUUCUUUUUUCUGUAUUCAGUAUAAGGAGGGCAUAAGCUUUGACGUGUUGUUCUUGGUAAAUGCAUUGGUCCACAAAGGUAUAUUCAAUCAGCAUCAGUUGUCUGAAGAGUUCUUUGGGUUACUAAGAGACCAGACUGCUGUGGUGAAUAUCACAUCACUGCGGCACAUGCACGCAUACAAGCACCCGGUAUUCGAUGCUUAUAAAAGGCUGAAGCUUGUCCAUGAGUGGUUGUUGAAUAACCCUAAACUUCUCAAGAAAGAGAGAGUUUCUGAUGGUAAUGUUGAAGUGCGGAGGUUGAUCAUAACCCCCACCCAUGCUUACUGUAUCCCUCCAGAGGUAGAGCUUUCUAACAGGGUUCUUCGGCAGUACAAAGAAGUUGCCGAUAGGUUCCUAAGGGUUACUUUCAUGGAUGAAGGCAUGCAAAUGCUGACUUCCAGUGUUCUUUCUAAUUACGUUGCACCUAUUGUGAGGGAUAUGACUUUGAAUCCCUUCCCGCAGAAAACCACGGUGUUUAAAAGGGUGAAGAGCAUUCUGACUGAUGGCUUUUAUCUGUGUGGACGGAAGUACUCUUUUCUGGCAUUCUCAUCAAAUCAGUUGAGGGACCAUUCUGCUUGGUUUUUUGCCAAUGACAAGAAUACAAAUGUGAAUGUAGACACAAUCAAGAGUUGGAUGGGAAGAUUUUAUAACAAAAAUGUUGCGAAAUGUGCAGCAAGGAUGGGGCAAUGUUUCUCGUCGACUUAUGCAACAGUUGAUGUGCCAUCCAAGCAAGUCAACCCAUCACUUCCUGAUAUCGAGCGGAACACGUACGUGUUCUCCGAUGGGAUUGGGAAAAUAACACCUGAUCUAGCUAUGGAGGUGGCAGAGAAAUUGCAACUCACGGUCAACCCCCCUUGUGCCUAUCAAAUCAGAUAUGCUGGUUGCAAGGGUGUCAUAGCAUGCUGGCCUGGAGAUGGCAAUGGGAUCCGGCUCUCACUGAGACCGAGCAUGAGCAAAUUUGUCUCUAACCAUACGACACUUGAAGUUGUCUCAUGGACAAAGUUCCAACCAGGGUUCUUGAACCGACAGAUUGUGACAUUACUUUCAGCGUUGUGUGUUCCUGAUGAUGUGUUUGUGAGAAUGCAGGAUUCAAUGAUUUGUAAGCUUAACCAGAUUCUCGAGAACACUGAUGUGGCAUUCGAGGUCCUUACCACAUCAUGUUCCGAGCAGGCGAACAGUGCUGCCAUGAUGCUGAGUGCUGGUUUCAAGCCUACAACUGAGCCUCAUCUGAGAGGGAUGCUAUCUUGCGUAAGGUCUGCCCAGCUAGGAGACCUUCGGAUGAAAGCAAGGAUAUUUGUUCCUUCAGGAAGAUGGUUGAUGGGCUGCUUGGAUGAACUAGGGGUACUCGAACAUGGCCAGUGCUUUAUCCAAGCAUCGACCCCUUCAUUAGAAAAUUGCUUUAUAAAGCAUGGUUCAAGAUUUUCUGGUGUGACAAAGAACCUAAAAGUAAUCACGGGGAUGGUGGCGAUUACUAAAAACCCUUGUCUUCACCCAGGAGACAUUCGCAUUUUGGAAGCAGUUGAUGUGCCUGGCUUGCGUCAUCUUGUGGAUUGUUUGGUUUUCCCUCAGAAAGGAGAUAGGCCACACGCAAAUGAAGCGUCUGGAAGCGACCUAGAUGGAGAUCUAUACUUUGUUACAUGGGAUGAAAAUCUCAUACCUCCAAGCAAGAGGAGCUGGUUGCCAAUGGAUUAUACCCCUGCAAAAGUUCAAGAGCUGAAACGCGAUGUCACUACUCAGGAUAUAAUUGAUUUCUUCAUGAAAAACAUGGUGAAAGAGAAACUUGGCAUCAUCUGCAAUGCCCAUGUGGUCCAGGCCGAUCUCAGCGAAUAUGGUGCAAUGGAUGAAAAGUGCCUCCAACUGGCAGAGCUGGCAGCAAUGGCUGUUGACUUCCCCAAAACCGGCAAGCUCGUCACAAUGCCGCAGGAACUCAAGCCCAAACUCUACCCAGAAUUCAUGGGCAAAGACGAAUCCCAAUCCUACAAGUCAAACAAGGUGUUGGGCAAGCUCUACAGCAAAAUCAAGGACAUUUCUGAUGAAGAUGUUGCAUCGGAGGAGCAGACAUGUGCCCCUGGCCCUGAAGACAUUCCUUACGACGUAGAUCUCGAAAUCCCAGGAUCGAAAGAUUUUCUCUUCGAUGCAUGGAGCAACAAGUGCUCGUAUGAUGGGCAGUUGAAUGCUCUUCUGGGACAGUACAGGGUGAGCACGGAGGAGGAGCUGGUGACCGGGCACUUUUGGUCAAUGCCGAAAUACAGCAGCCGGAAGCUGGGCGAUCUGAAAGAGAGGCUGAAGCAUGCUUACACUGCCCUCCACAAGGAAUUCAGACGGGCUUUUGAGGAUACUGGACUGUCUCUGCAAGAACAGCAACUCACUGAUGAUGAGAAGAAUAUGUUGUAUGAACAGAAGGCGUCUGCAUGGUACCAAGUAACAUACCACCCAAUGUGGGUCAAUAAAUCUGAGGGUUUGAAGCACAAAGAUGUAGUCAGGACUCCUGUGCGGCUGAGCUUUGCUUGGAUUGCGGCCGACUACUUGGUCCGGCUUAAGGUUAGGUGUCAGGAUGUGCAGAAUCUCAGUACCAACAAGCCAAUUGAUUUCCUUGCAAGUUAUCUUGCUGAUAAAAUUUGACAUGAAGGUAUCAGUUAUUAUUGUUAAUUUUGGUUGGGUUGAUUUUUUGGGCUGUUACAGCAAGGCCACUCUGCCAUUGUUUUUGCUUUUUGAAACAAGUCACAGUAGGGAAAAAAGCACAGAGUUCUCUUCUUUUCUGUAUAGAUCGAUUUGAUUAUGUUGUUGGAACUAUAAUGGGUUUUCUCAAGAUAGGGGGGGAUUUAGUAGGAUUGAGAAUACAAACGCUCCACAGUUGUAUUCUGGUGUUGGAUUUGUAAUUGAAGGAAUUCAAUUGUGUUUUUGGGGAAAUGUAAUUCCUGUUGAUUUGAA
This is a messenger RNA of Magnolia sinica, 5101 nucleotides long. RefSeq names its product RNA-dependent RNA polymerase 6-like. Gene Ontology annotation, molecular function: RNA-directed RNA polymerase activity. Gene Ontology annotation, cellular component: nuclear RNA-directed RNA polymerase complex. The transcript has 4 exons. NCBI's taxonomy places the organism in Eukaryota, Viridiplantae, Streptophyta, Magnoliopsida, Magnoliales, Magnoliaceae. Gene Ontology annotation, biological process: siRNA processing. The record is from RefSeq and is a predicted model, not a curated record. The coding region runs from base 1178 to 4792 and encodes 1204 amino acids.